This is a messenger RNA of Chrysochloris asiatica (Cape golden mole), 2241 nucleotides long. RefSeq names its product zinc finger protein 326 (gene ZNF326). Gene Ontology annotation, cellular component: DBIRD complex; nucleus. The record is from RefSeq and is a predicted model, not a curated record. Gene Ontology annotation, molecular function: DNA binding. Gene Ontology annotation, biological process: regulation of DNA-templated transcription elongation. The coding region runs from base 42 to 1652 and encodes 536 amino acids. The transcript is spliced from 12 exons. Lineage: Eukaryota; Metazoa; Chordata; Mammalia; Afrosoricida; Chrysochloridae.
CACACUCUGCUUGCAGAAAUACUUAUCAGGGCUUUAAUGGAAUGGAUCGUGAUUAUGGCCCUGGAUCUUAUGGAGGGAUGGAUCGUGACUAUGGCCAUGGAUCCUAUGGAGGUCAAAGAUCCAUGGACUCCUACCUAAACCAGUCAUAUGGCAUGGACAAUCACGGUGGUGGUGGUGGGGGUAACAGGUUUGGACCUUAUGAGUCUUACGACUCCAGGUCUUCUCUGGGUGGGCGAGAUCUGUACAGAUCUGGCUAUGGUUAUAAUGAACCCGAACAAAGCCGCUUCGGAGGUAGUUAUGGUGGUCGAUAUGAGAGCUCCUACCGGAAUAGCCUUGACUCUUUCGGAGGUAGAAACCAGGGCGGGUCUAGCUGGGAAGCACCUUACUCCCGUUCAAAAUUGAGGCCUGGGUUUAUGGAGGACAGAGGAAGAGAGAAUUACUCUUCCUACAGCAGUUUUUCUUCACCCCAUAUGAAGCCUGCGCCUGUAGGCUCUCGGGGGAGAGGAACGCCUGCUUAUCCUGAAAAUACGUUUGGAAGCAGAAACUAUGAUGCUUUUGGAGGACCAUCAACAGGCAGAGGCCGAGGCCGAGGACAUAUGGGAGAUUUUGGAAACGUUCAUAGACCUGGAAUUGUUAUUGACUAUCAAAACAAACCCACCAAUGCGGCAGUUGCUGCUGCAAGAGGAAUAAAGAGAAAAAUAAUGCAGCCCUUUAAUAAGCCCGGCGGAACCUUUAUUAAGAAGCCCAAGCUAACAAAACCUGCAGAAAAAAGCCUCAGCAAAUCACCAACAAAAACUGAUUCUAAAGUAGAGGAAAAAGAAAAACGACGAAUUGAGGCUCGGCGUGAGAAACAAAGACGCAGAAGAGAAAAAAAUAAUGAGAAAUAUGGAGAUGGAUACAGAACGGCAUUCACAUGUUCAUUCUGUAAAUUUCGAACAUUUGAAGAAAAAGAUAUUGAACUGCAUCUGGAAAGUUCUUCACACCAGGCAACAUUAGAUCAUAUUCAGAAACAAACCAAAUUUGAUAAAGUAGUUAUGGAGUUUUUACAUGAAUGUAUGGUGAAUAAAUACAAGAGAACAUGUGUUCGUAAACAGCAGACAAAUAGUCUAGCAGAAGCAGGCAAAAUAAUUGACAAAGAUGCUAUGGAAGGUGUUACUGCAGAUGAUCACAUGAUGAGAGUAGAUACCAUUCACUGCAAUGCCUGCAAUGUGUAUAUCUCUGCUUUACAUAGUUUAAUUCAGCAACACUUAAAAUCUCCUGAUCAUGUCAAAGCAAAGCAGGUUUAUAAGGAACAAAUAAAAAGAGAAAGUGUCUUGACUGCUACAAGCAUUUUAAAUAAUCCAAUAGUGAAGGCGCGAUAUGAACGUUUUGUUAAGGGUGAGAAUCCUUUUGAAGCUCAAGAUCAUUCUCAGGAUCAGCUAGGAGAUGAGGAGGAAGAAGAAAAGAUCGAUGAACCUAUUGAAGAAGAAGAUGAUGAAGAGGAGGAAGAAGAGGAAGAGGCAGAGGAAGUAGAGGAAGCAGAGGAAGUUGGAGUAGCAGAAGGGGUGAGGGAAGUAGAGGCAGUGGGGGAGAAACAGGAGAAGCAGUGGAGGGAGCUGGGGAAGUGGAGGGGCCUGGAGAAGUCAGGGGAUCAGAGGAAGUGGAGGAUGUAGAGGAAACAAAGGAAGUAGAGGAAGAAGCAAAAGAAGAGCCUAUCAACUUCCCUGCUGACCAACCUGAAGAAAAUUAAAUACGUUAGAUUUCAGUGGAGCUUUAUGUUUCUUUUGUGUUUUAAUGUGGAAAAGAGUAAAAAUUUUAAUAGCUUAAAAUGAGUCACCACCCAUGUUGCAUGCAUUCCACACAUUAAAAUUUGUUUUAUAUAAUUUUUAAAUGUUUGACAUUUGUUUAAUAAAAUAAAACUAGGGCACUUUUAGUUUGGUUUUUAUAGCUAUAACAGAUCUGAAUAAUUGUUUGUAUAAUUUUUAAGCUUACAUUUGAUUAUUGGUGUUAAGGACAACAUGUAUUGUUGGUAUAUCUAUUCUAAUCAUUUGAACUUAAAUGCUGCUCUUGGGAGUAAAUAUUCAAGUGUGCGUUAAUCUUUUGAAUACUUAGCCUAGAAGAGAGAAAUCGGGCGAGUAUUUUGUGCUCUGAGUGUGUAUUUUUUUACUGCAUUGAACAUUGGAUAGUAAUUUGCGUUAAUACGCUUAAAGGCUUUUUGUGACCAUGUUUCCCUUUGUAGCAAUAAAAUGUUUUUUACGAAAA